AAAAACUUGCGGGCAAUCCUGGCUAUCUAGGUUUUAAUAAAAAAACGAUUAAAAAAGUAUGCUUACGUUUACUUAAUACAAAAGGGAUACUUCAUAUGUCUGGCCGCCAUUAUUUGGACAUUUAAUCACAAUUUCGAUGCAUGAAAAUUGACUCGCGGAAACGUCAAGGAACCAUUAACUCAUUUACUGUUACAAAUAACGUCAAGGUUAAGAAGGUAUAACUUUGGGUGUAUUAGUUGGGAUUUGACAGUUGUGAGGAACGUAGACUAAAAAAAAAACGCCUUCGCCAACGUAGCAUGUCUACAAUGAAUCCUGAAUACGACUAUCUUUUCAAACUUCUUCUUAUUGGAGAUUCCGGUGUAGGAAAAUCAUGUUUGUUAUUACGUUUUGCUGAUGACACCUACACGGAGAGUUAUAUUAGCACUAUUGGUGUUGAUUUUAAGAUAAGAACUAUUGAUCUCGAUGGGAAAACGAUAAAACUACAAAUUUGGGACACUGCCGGACAAGAACGAUUCAGAACUAUCACGAGUUCAUAUUACAGAGGUGCACAUGGAAUCAUAAUUGUUUAUGAUUGCACAGAUCAAGACUCAUUCAAUAACGUUAAGCAGUGGUUAGAAGAAAUAGAUCGUUACGCUUCUGAUAAUGUUAACAAGCUGCUAGUUGGAAAUAAGUGUGAUUUGAAUGUCAAGAAAGUUGUCGAUUAUGCUACUGCGAAGGACUACGCAGAUCAAUUAGCCAUACCAUUUUUGGAAACGUCGGCAAAAAAUGCAAUGAACGUCGAACAAGCUUUCAUGACAAUGGCAGCAGAAAUAAAAGCACGAGUUGGACCACCAUCUGGUACGGAUGCUGAUCCAGCUCAUAAAGUAAAGAUAAAUCAAGGUCGCGAUGUUGAUGCGCCCAAGUCUGGAUGCUGCUGAAAUUUUCAUCUAUUAUUUCCAUUUAAUUGACUGCAAUAACAUCGUUAAGCACUAAAAAUUUGAUGCACAUUUAAAUUAAUUCGAGAGGCGUGCAUAACGAUAAUGGUUGAUACGACGAAGAAGCAUUGAAAAAAGUACAAUUCAACAAAAAAAAAAAAAAAAAAAAAUUAACAUACCGUAAGAAUGUUAUUAAACAUUUUUUCAUCACUUUUUUUAAACAAGUGAUUGUACAAAUUACAAAACUCUAAAAAUAAAUUUUUACACUUUUUUUUUUUUUUUGGAAAAUAAUCAGAAAUCGGUACAGGAAAUAAAAAAGUAAGUUUGGGUAAUACAUAAAUAACGAUUGGUGAAUAAUUGUCUUUUCUUCGUUGCAUUGACUCAAUAUAAAUGCUAUUUGUUAUGUUAAAAAGAUCGUGCGAUAAAAGGUGAAUUAAUUUCGAUAAAUAUUUAAACUAAAAAAAAUAAUAAACUUAAUAACCAUGUAUAAUAGUGAAAAAACUUAUGUAUUGAUAAAAAAAGAUAAUUACAGGCUUUUUUAUUUUUAGUCUCUUUGUAAUGUUUAUAGAUAAUUAUUUUCGUUGUGUUGAGAUAUCUUAGGACCCUCGUAUGUUUUCAAUAAUUAAAUACGUUUUAUUUUACAUGUGCAUAUUUAGCGAUACUUGCAUCAUAAUUAUGAUUUAAGUUGAUGAAAGUUAACUUUAUGUUUUUAUUAAUCGUACAAAAUAAGUGCAAAAGCGCGUAAUGUAAUGCGAAUAACAACUUUGUUUAAUUAAAAAUAAUUGGAAAAUUAAGUUUUCUCAACAUUUCAUACAUAUACUAGUGUAUUUACGUAUUGUAAAAUGUUAAAAAAAAUAUCUAUAAGGAUGUGGAAUCUACUAAAUGUUGCGAUCUAAACUUAUUACUUUGAUAUUUUUCAAUUUGUAACAUGGCUAUUAAUAAAAUUGAAUAAAAUUUUCUUUUAUCAUAGAAAAUGAUUUCAUAAUAGUGAGUAGCUUUCUUUUCAAAUUAAAACGUAUCUAUCAACUGAGAAUUAAUAUAUUUGUAACUAUUGAUAAUCAUAAGGCUUGAAAUUUUUUGAAUAAUUUCAAAAAAUGAGUUUUUUAAGCCUCGUUUACGUUUUUCCAUAUACUAGUAUAUUUUUCUGUUUUGAAUUAACAUCGGAAAUGUAGUAUAGGAAUACAGUCGAAUUCCAUUAACUCAGAACUUCCCCUCAAUCUUGAGCCCCACUACGAGCUACCCUAUCUCCUACCUAAACUAUACAUUUGUAUGUGUUUGUGUAUAUUGUCAUAUGCAUCAUUCAUGUAAACGUAAGAGCGCAUGCGUGUAGUUUACUCUUUAAAGGGGAAGGGGCAUACGAUAAGUGGAAGUUUCCAGGAAAUUUCCACUCCAUAGAUUAACGGUCCGAAUUAAUGGAACUCGGUUGCAUUGCAAACUGCUUUUUUAUUUCUAAGAUUUACUACUCUUAGUUUUUAUAAAAAUUAUAUAACUCAUAUGUUAACUGAUUAUAUAUAGGUUGAUAUAAUAUGUGACAAACAAAAAGAAACAGGCUAUACUAAUUAUUGCGCACGUUGAGUUUGUUUUAUAUAUUAAGUAUUCACUGUCAAUGUGCAUAUGGAUAAUUGAUUAGAGAAAUUUGUAUAAUUGGAUUUAUCCCAAAUAAAAACUUAUUUUGCAAAACUUCAA
This is a messenger RNA of Microplitis demolitor, 2600 nucleotides long. It is a transcript of the gene Rab1, whose product is annotated as ras-related protein Rab-1A. The coding region runs from base 297 to 917 and encodes 206 amino acids. Gene Ontology annotation, molecular function: GTPase activity; GTP binding. Lineage: Eukaryota; Metazoa; Arthropoda; Insecta; Hymenoptera; Braconidae. The transcript has 4 exons. The record is from RefSeq and is a predicted model, not a curated record.